UGGUACUCCCAGCCUGAAACUAAUCUUCCCCGGUAAGCAUACAUUUAUACCCAUAUCCUGGCGGAAGUCCGCUUCUCGGAUUGUUUUUCCACGGCUUCAUUGCGUCAUCAGGAAGCGCCGCUCUCUCCCGGCUUGUGUGUGUGACGCGGGCGGCCUCCGUGUGUUUAUCCUGGAUGUAGGGGCUGAGCGGGCAGAGGAGUCCGUACCGGGGAUGGAUGGGAUCGGGGAAGAGAGCAGCCCCAGGAAUCCCCUAGCACUGCCCUGGGAUCGCUUCUCCGCUUGGCUGCACGCCAUUUGUGUGGUGGGCUUCGAUCUGGAGCUGGGGCAGACCGUGGAGGCGCUGUACCCCCCUCAUGCCAAUCUGACAGAUAAAGAGAAAACCAGCAUUUGUUAUCUGUCCUUUCCAGAUUCUAAUUCAGGUUGUCUCGGAGACACACAGUUUUGCUUCAGAUUCCGACAGUCGACUGGAAGGAGGGCCUCCCUGCACUGUGCCAAUGAUCUGACCGACAGGGAAUCCCCGGUUUAUUUGAAGAAAGAUCCAGCCUGUUUCUAUGGUUACGUUUACUUCCGGCAAGUCCGAGACAAGACGUUGAAAAGAGGCUAUUUUCAAAAGUCCUUGGUUCUGAUCAGCAAGCUCCCGUACAUCAAUUUCUUCCACACCGUACUGAAGCAACUUGCCCCAGAGUACUUUGAGAGGAGUGAGCCUUGCUUGGAAGCAGCCUGCAGUGACAUCGACCGAUGGCCGUCUCCUGUGCCAGGGAAAACCCUGACGCUGCCAAUUAUGGGGGUUGUAAUAAAGGUGCGGAUCCCUACCCGAUACGAUAAACCAGGAACAACCCAGAUGGUAGAGCUCAGCCAGCAGGUGAAUGAAGUAGAAAGAUUUCAAUCAGAAGCACAGAUUUCUGUUACGUUACCGACCAUCCAUGAAGUUGAUCUUUUCAGGUGUUUUUCGCCAGUUCUCUUCCAUAUUCAGAUGGUUUGGGAGCUGGUGCUUUUGGGAGAGCCCCUUGUGGUUAUGGCUCCAUCACCAUCCCAGUCAUCGGAGACCGUUUUAGCUCUUGUUGGGUGUAUCUCCCCCCUGAAAUACUGCAGUGACUUCCGCCCUUACUUCACCAUCCACGACACAGAGUUUAAAGAGUAUACCACGCGUACGCAGGCGCCACCAUCUGUCAUCUUCGGUGUCACAAACCCGUUCUUUGCCAAGACGUUACAGCACUGGCCUCAUAUCAUCCGCAUUGGAGACGUCAAGCUUGCAGGGGACGUCCCUAAGCAAGUCAAAGUGAAGAAGUUGAAAAACCUCAAAACCUUGGAUUCCAAACCUGGGGUGUAUAGUUCCUACAAACCUUACCUGAACCGAGACGAGGAGAUCAUCAAACAGCUACAGAAGGGAGUCCAGCAGAGGAGACCGACGGAGGCUCAGAACGCAAUCCUACGGCGACAUUUCCUUGAGCUGACGCAGAGCUUUAUCAUUCCUUUAGAGAGAUACGUUGCAGGGUUAAUGCCGCUGCUGAAGAGUGUUUGUGCAUGGAAGAGCCCCCCCCAGCUCAAACCCUUCAGCCAGGAGGAGUUCAUGAAAUCACUGGAAAGAGCUGGGCCGCAGCUGACUUCAGCGUUAAAGGGGGACUGGAUCGGCCUCUACAGGCAUUUCUUGCGGUCCCCCAACUUUGACGGCUGGUUCCGAAUGCGCAGAAAAGAGAUGAUGCAGAAGCUGGAGGCGCUACAUUUGGAAGCACUUUGCAAUGAGGACUUGCUCAUGUGGGUGCAGAAACACACGGAAGUUGAAGCUGUGGAUUUGGUUUUAAAACUGAAGAAUAAACUGGCACAGGCCCAGAGGGAGGAGCUUCCCGUGAAGGCGGAGACUCUGGAGAAGCUGCGGAACCACGUGUGUGCGAUUAUCGAUGAACUCCCAGAGGAUCUGCAGGGAAUCCUUCUAAAGACUGCGCACUCCUGAUCCCUAGUGAUAGGGCACCUAGAAAGGACUUCCAGGGGCCCCACCAGCGCCCCUCUCUCUUGUUCUCUCCCAGACAGACCUUGCCAGUGGGGGGGCAGCUGGCACCGACGUGGUUCAUAAGGGACCGAGAAACGAAGAUACUAAUUCCCCAAAGGAGCAGCAGCAAUAGUAAAUGUACUUUAUUAACUUGCGCCACUUUUAACACGGACAGCGGAACUGGUCCUGUCAGAAUAACAGUCGUACCUGCAACGCAUAGUAACGGUGUUGCCGGGCUAAUGUUCAUGGUUCUGUAGGCAGGGCUGGGGGUAAGACUACUUCAAAAAGUGGCCCCUAGGUUUGGAUUGAAUGAUAUUAUGUCCAUGGCACAUAUGCCAGGCUGAAGCAUAAUAAUGAAUGUGGAUUAAGUUGCCUCAAAUAAUCCCCCUCCUUAAAGGGCCAGUGCACAGGAUUGUAAGCUGUGCGCUCACUGUGCUGGGACUUCUUUGUAUUUGCCCCAAGUGACAGAAACCCUUAUGUGCAGGGAGGGUAAGACUCGCAUGAUUGGCUCGCUAAGAUCCCCAUGAGUGCAGCCAGUUGGUAUGACCCUCCUGCCAUUUUUAGAAAAAUCACUUUGCCCCCCCCCCUUCAUCUAAUUCUCCCCCAAAUAAUGACACUUGUGGUUUAAUAACACAAAAAAUAAUCAAUUUUAUGAAAUAUUCAAGCAUAAAGCACACAUGCCUUUGCCUUAGUGAGUAGUGGGGAGGGGGGGGGCCGAUCUUGUUGCACUGCAACUCCCAGCACGUCACUGGCACCAAUGGGUUUGUCUGCCUCUCUGUAUUCACAUCAGUUCCAUGGCUGCCCCAGGCCUCUCACCCCCGGGGCCAAUUCAGCUGGGAGAUAGGGGGCAACUGUUUCUCUAAGGACAAGCCUGUGGCCAUUUGUAGCCCAAGGACAUACUGCAAGCAGUGCUGGCACUGCCCCUUUUCUCAGAGAAAUAAUGUUUUAACCUUUCUGCAAAAUUCUUCAUCUGUUCAAACAAAGCUCCACCCUUUGCAGCAGCAACAACCAGGAAAGCAGGGAGUUGUAGUUGAACUACAGUGUGCAUAAACAUGUCUGCGUAUUGGCUGAUAAGGAUUAAAGGAGAAGUUUAGCAACAACCAGGAAAGCAGGGAGUUGUAGUUGAACUACAGUGUGCAUAAACAUGUCUGCGUAUUGGCUGAUAAGGAUUAAAGGAGAAGUUUAGCAACAACCAGGAAAGCAGGGAGUUGUAGUUGAACUACAGUGUGCAUAAACAUGUCUGCGUAUUGGCUGAUAAGGAUUCAAGGGGAAGUUCAUUUUACUAAUAACAAAUGGUGACAUUCUGGGGCAAUUUUUUACUUCUUUCCAGUUCUGUUGUAGUUUUAGACUAAUUUUAUUUUUAUUCUGCUUCUCUCUAACGUGGUUACUAGGGUCAGAUGUGUCUGGCAACCAGAAAGCAGAUUCUUACUGAGAUCAAAUAUUUAAUCUCAUUAUUUAUUUUUCUAUCCAGGCCUUUUCUUUUUUUUUAAAAUUCAUAUUCUUUCAUUCAAAUUUAUGUUACUAGGGUCAGUGGAACCCUAGCAACCAGGUCACUGUUUAAUAUCUAGCUUAGAGAGCUGCAGAACUAAAAUAUCAAAUAUUCCAAAAACUACUAAAAAAAAUAUAUGCGAAGCAGAUUAAUAUCACAAUUUCCAGGGUGGUGUCCUGUCUUUAAAGGGGUUGAGGUAACUUUUAAUAUGAUGUAGAAAGUAAUAUUCUAAAGGCAAUUUGCAAUUGGUCUUCAUUUUUUAUUAUUUGUAGUUUUAGUUGUUUCAGUUCGGCAGCUCUCCAGUUUGGAGUUUCAACAGCUAUCUGGUUGCUAGGGUCCAAAUGACCUUAGCAACCAGGGAGUAGUUUGAAUGAGAGACUGGAAUAUGAAUAGGGGAGGGGCUGAAUAGAAAGAUAAGGAAUAAAAAGUAACAAUAACAAUAAAACUGGAGCCUCACAGAGCAAUAGGGUUUGGCUGCCGGGGUCAGUGACCCCCAUUUGAAAGCUGCAAAGAGUCAGAAGAUGAAAUCAAAUAAUUCAAAAACUAUAACAAAUAAAUAAUGAAGACCAAUUGAAAAGUUGGAGUGUGUGUUGGGGGGAGUGUCCGGGCCAGACAUUUAGCAUGGGGGACUAUUGUAUUAUCAGAAACAUAGGCAGGAAGGCAGUUGCACGUAUGUAAGCCAUUGGGGGAGGUUCGCAUCACUGAAUCAAUGCACUCCCUAUGGGCGGAAGCUGCCAUAUUGCUUGUUCCAGCCGGGGUAUUCUCCUUAGCCUACUGUAGGGAAUGCUGUGGGCAGGUUUUUAUAUUCCUCUUUAUUACAGGUGAGAAUGUAGCGCUGAUAUUGUCAUUACCUGAAAUGGAGCAAGUUAUGGUUUUCUUUUUUUAAUCCAUGUGAAUAGCCUUUAUUACCUUUAAUGUCAUUAUUGCAGGAAAAGGGAUACUUUGCCUUUAAAUAUUCUAGGAGAAAGAAAGUGAGAUGAAAGAGAUCAACCCCAUCCAGUGUCAUUUGUACCCUGCCCCUCUGCUCUCCCAGGGAGAAUCCUUCCAAAAUAAAGGGUAACUUAACCUAGUGCUGAAUUGUAUUGGGAACUGCCUGCAACUGACAUUUUGGGGAGCUUUAGAGAAUAACUGAGACUUUUCUAUCACUAAUUUUCUAUUUUGACACUGACCGUUUGUAUGCCAGCCUGUCGCUCGAUGCAUGGAGUGAAGUGCAAGCUCUUUGGCUAGAAACUGUAAAUAGACGGACUUUCUCCCUGUCGUUGGACUGCUGUCCCAGCCUUCCCUGCAAGUUAAGCACAGGGGCUGCUGGGAGCUGUAGUUGUACAAUAGCCGGAGGGCUAAUAACAUGUGGAUGCAUUAAGCAAUGCCUUGCUGCUCGUUAUUUUUAACAGACUUUUAUUUUUUUAUACUUCUAGGAAAAGUAAAAACAUUGUCGGCUAAAACACUGUAUAACCCGCUACACGCAUGUCCCUCACCCGCCGCUGCGCCGCAUUAACCAAUGGGUAUUUUUCUAAAACUCAACAAUAAAGACCUCACUUCAUAUA
Xenopus tropicalis (tropical clawed frog) is the source of this 5020-nucleotide messenger RNA. RefSeq names its product DENN/MADD domain containing 6A (gene dennd6a). Gene Ontology annotation, cellular component: cytoplasm; recycling endosome. The coding region runs from base 212 to 1951 and encodes 579 amino acids. NCBI's taxonomy places the organism in Eukaryota, Metazoa, Chordata, Amphibia, Anura, Pipidae. The record is from RefSeq and is a predicted model, not a curated record. The transcript has 20 exons. Gene Ontology annotation, molecular function: guanyl-nucleotide exchange factor activity.